Molecule: messenger RNA, 819 nt
Organism: Condylura cristata (star-nosed mole)
Lineage: Eukaryota; Metazoa; Chordata; Mammalia; Eulipotyphla; Talpidae
Gene: MS4A3
Product: membrane-spanning 4-domains, subfamily A, member 3 (hematopoietic cell-specific)
Exons: 6
Coding region: 1-678 (225 amino acids)
Cellular component (GO): membrane
Source: RefSeq, a predicted model, not a curated record
AUGGCCUCCCAAGAAGUUGACAGUGCAGAGCUGGGGACAGCCCCUGCCUCAGCCUUCGCAGAUGGUGCCCGAGGAAGCCAUGCGGCCCCACAGGGGGCGUAUGAACCCCCCUACCAGCCCGCUGAUAGACCACAGGAGGACCAGAAGGGAGAGCUGCAAGCCUUGGGGGCCGUCCAGAUCCUGACAGGAGCCAUGGUUCUGGCACUGGGCAUUGUUCUGGGUUCCUUACUGGACGUAUUCAGCCUCUUCAAGCACUACUUCUUCAUCUUGUACACAGCCUACCCACUGUGGGGCGCCGUGCUGUUUAUUUGUUCAGGAUCCCUUUCUGUUGCAGCCGGGAGAAAACCCACAAGAAUGUUGAUGCAAAACAGUUUUGGGAUGAACAUUGCCAGCGCAACAAUUGCACUAGUUGGGAUUAUUUUUCUCUCCAUAAAUUUAGCAGUUAAUGUGCAGGCUCUCAAGAAUUGUCGGUUUUCAUCGUCUGGAGGCUUAUGCGUUUUAAUGGGCAACUUAUCAAAUGGCCUGCUGUCUGUAAUGCUGCUCCUUACCGUGCUGGAACUGUGUGUGACCCUCGCGGUCUCAGCCAUGUGGUGCAAAGCAAACAGCUGUAAUUCAAGAGAGGCAAUUUCCUCACCUCCCAAUUCUGUGGAAUCAGGAAUGCCUCCUGGUGAAAACUAAGGAAACUCAACUGCAAAUCCCCAGUGAUUCAGAGCCUCAUCCAUGACCUCUGGAGGACACGAGCCUAUAAAUCCAGUUCCUACAUUCUCACAACAGUCAGGAGAAACUUGUACUAGUGCUGAGGAGGAAAGUCCAGAAUGA